UGAUAAUGAGGGUUACUUUUGUUAGUUUAUCUUUCUACAGUGCUUGGUUCUACUCAAUAUCAGGUGGUAACAAUUACAUAAUUGCGUCUAAUAAGCAUAUUGUAUGAAAUCGAUCAAUUAAUCUUCGAGCCGUGCCCGAAUAAUAUGUUUUUCAAAUGCUAUACAUAUCGUACAGUACUUUCACUUUUAGACCAUGACUACCAGUCGCCCGUCUAUCUCAUAGGGAAGAUCAUUUUGGGCGAAGCAUCAUUCAAAACAAAGAUUAUGAACAGUCCACGUGCAUCUCUGCCUGCUGUUCGGCGCAGAUGGAUCCGAUUUGAGAUUUUGUCAAUUGCAUGAGCAGUUAUCAUUUGUUUCUUCGUCUUUAUUCGUUAUUGUUAGGUGUACAGUAUUGUAAAGGGGUCGGACAAGGGCCUGCCUAUUGUCACUAAUUAUCAAUAUGAGUUCUCUUGAAGAAAGUGGUGAAGCCCAGCUGGGAUUGACCAAUGGCGAUGGUGAUGGUGAAAUCAAAGUAGCAAAGAAAAGAUCCUUAAAACGCAAAGUAGAAGAAAUGGACACUGAUGAGGUAGCAAAUGAGACGGGAAAAGCUCCCAUUCAGUUCCCACCGGCAAAAGAACGCAACAUGGGACAAGCUUGCGUUAGAGAUAUACGAAAAAUUCGCGUUCCUCAACAUCGUCGUACUCCUCUCAAAGAGAAUUGGGCCAAAAUCUUCACUCCGUUAGUCGAGCACCUCCAGCUUCAAGUACGCUACGUCCCAAAAAAUUACACCGUUGAAAUAAAGGCAUCGAAUAAAACAACGGAGAGCGGUGCCCUACAACGGGGUGAAGAUUUUGUGCGAGCUUUUGUUCUCGGCUUUGAGGUAGACGACGCUCUGGCUCUGCUCCGUUUGGAUGAACUGUACCUCGAGACAUUUCAGGUUGAAGACGUCAAGACUCUUAAGGGCGAUCACAUGUCACGCUGCAUCGGUAGACUGGCCGGCAAGGGCGGUAGAACCAAGUUCACUAUUGAAAAUACGACAAAGACACGAAUAGUUCUAGCCGACAAUAAAAUCCACAUUCUCGGAUCGUUUCAGAAUAUCCGUGCUGCCCGAACUGCCGUAUGCAAUUUAAUACUGGGCAAGCCACCGAGCAAAGUCUAUGGAAGUAUGCGCAUGUUAGCGGCCCGGGUCUCGCAAAGGCUUUAAACAAAACAAAGUUUAGGGUAAUUUUCUUUGUGGAUCAUGUUAUUAGGGCCGGUGUGUGUUUAAACUUUGUAAAUAAAUGACUACCUGCCAAGAAUAAACGUUUUUGACCCAUACACUAUAUAAUUAGGUAAAAUUUUUAGUUAAUCUUUAUUUUUCUUUACAGCUUCUUCCUUGCAAUAAUUCUUGUGAAUUCAUUGCUUUUUACGGUUAAGCUAUAUCGAAGCUGAUAUCACAUGUUAUUAUUAUGUGCCAUCGAUAGUCCCGUAAAUCAUGCGUAUACAAGCCCAUAGCGAUGUCGAAUUAAGUGAUAUUUUAAUCAUAUCCCCUAAGAAAAUGCCGAUGGGUGUUCUCAGGAAGUUAUCAGAACUAGUACAUUUAAGAAUAUUAAUGACCGUUUGGCAAUAUUUAAAGUGAACUUUCGUAAAGCAGCUGCCCACAAGACCUGUAUAGAAAAAUAGGAACUGAAAAUUAUUUUAGCGGAUUGGAAAAUAUUCUUCCGCUUCAGCUUACCAAUAAUGUCAUCAAAAAUACCUCGAUAUUUUUAGAACCCCCAAAGGCUAGAGCAACUAUUCAUCGUGCCUUUGAGCCAAAUUAUCAGAAAUGCAUUUUUAUGAUAAAGGUUGUAUAAAUUCUUAUUCUUUUAUUUAUUAUCGCUAAACGCUUGCAAACGAUUUCAUCAUUGACGAAUGUUGGACUUUACAACCUCUUAAGAUACCUACUCUACGGGUAAUAUGACGUACGAAUGUUUAUGGAACAUCUCUUAUUUGUAAUAUUUCGUAAUACAUUAUAGUAUGUGAUUUGCGAUAAAGCGGUAAGGUAUCGUCAAAAAUGUUCUGCAGACCAAUCUCUGGUGUUCUACGAUGAUCUUCGGUCUCAGUAGCUUAACAUCGUCUAUUGAAUGUUCUACAAAUUAUGCAUCUGCCGGACAUAGUAGCGGUUCAAUCCCAUUUUCAUAAUCAUCCAAUAUGGAAGUUAAUUAGGAGUGCUCAAUUGGAUAGCCCAAUACGCAUUCAAAACAGAAACUUGACGCUAUGUCCACAUGAUUUUUGGAACCUAUCAAUCUUGUAAAAUCGUUUACCUAAUUCUGUUAAACAAGUCUCUACUCUCAAGAAGUUUACUGAGUAGAUAACUUAUGAACUUCGUGAAAACAACUGCUUUUCUUUUUUUUUUAUACCUCUAUCCAUCCUUUAUCUGUCAGUAGCCCUUUGAGUUUUAUUUCCAAUAUUGCCGAUUAUUAGAUACUCGGCUAAUAUUGUAAUAUGAUGUUUAUUAUUAUUAUUGUGCUCUUAUUAUUAUUAUGAGCGCAAUGAUCCGUGAUCGCUUAGUGGAUGAGAUAUCUGUCUGCCAAUCUUAAGGACACGUUCUGGUCUAGGCUCAAAUUCAGGCGCAAACGCACUUUGUUUCGUGAUAGGGUGCGACCGUUUGAUGGAAUGCCUAACGGCGACGCCGGACGUAAAACACGAAACAUAGAGAGGAUGAACGCGCUACUCGGUGUAUUUGCGGUACGAGUCUAACUUAGAAUGUGUUCUCAAUAGUAUCUGUGCGCAUGUAUUUGCUUUAACGGAAGUCGACACUAUGGACUGUGGUAUAGAAAUGACUAAAAUUAUAUUAGUAAACCUAACUUGAGAAGGUAUACAGUAAAUACGAUGUUGGUGUUUUCGUUCUAGCGCUUUGUAAUCACACUUUAUUUGAAAACUUUUUACUUUUUUGCCAUUAAAGGUGUGUGUGUGUCUAAGAUAAGACGUCGCCACGCCACCCCUCCCUCAAUUCAAAAUUGUAAGUCAUGCGCUAUUCCAUUAGAAGACAACAAGUUAAUGAUCAUAUUACAAAAUUCACUUGACUUCUUUGUCUUGCGGUCCCAAAUAUUAUUUUUGUUUUUCGAUUUGGCUCUCCAUAUGUACAUACAGCUAACCAAAAGUGUUGUCGUUGUUGACGGCGACUAUGCUUUUUACUUCUAAGGUUACGAUAAAACUUCUAAUUUUUACUGCUACAAAUAAUUAUAAAAAUCAUACUGACGAUACAAUUGUCGUAAUAUUUAACUGGAGCACAUGGAACAUUUUAUUUGGACUAAAGGUGAGCUAACCGAGGUUUCGUAAGAGAGGCCUUGUUCUUGACGCCAUCAACCCAGUUACUGUUAUUUUGGCCAAUCAUAUCGGUAUAGUCGACCCAACCUGGUGUCGACGGCUCUGCGUACAUAAUACUAUCGUCAUGCAAGUCCCGAAAACAAACAAAAAGUAAAAGAAUUAUAUACUUGGAUUCAGCCGUUGCCGACAUUCCCUUUAAUGUCAAUAUCUCAUUAUCACUAUUUCAUAUAUAUAUGUAUAUAUAAAAUUAGGCUAUACCUAAAAUUCACUCGUACUGGCUAUUUUCUACCAUGGGUACGGCGGCCACAGUUUACAUCGUCCUGCAAUAUAUUCAUGAUGAUACACACCGUCUGUUAUCCUUCUUAGCAAUAAGUAUUUAUUACUAAUUUUGUUCCAGAAAUGAAUAAAAAUUGACGAUUACCAUCCCGAAAAUGAGUUUUGCAACUGUUACAGUAGUUGUUAUAAUCAUAGCCGUUGUUGUUUUUGCUUUACUUAGAAUUGCAGAAUGAAUAGAGUCGCUGAUUUUACUCCUUCAUUCUUUGUAUAACCAUGAGUCUGUGUGUCCAUCCCAUACAAGAUGACACACUUUUCGUACGGUUUAUGUGUCAGAGAUCAUCUGUUUUCGCUCCCAAAAGGAGACAUGCCAUUCAGUACAGCAGAUUUUUAAACCUUCAAGUGCUUAAUGGCAUCUAAAAUUUUGCGGGA
Molecule: messenger RNA, 3972 nt
Organism: Varroa destructor (honeybee mite)
Lineage: Eukaryota; Metazoa; Arthropoda; Arachnida; Mesostigmata; Varroidae
Product: RNA-binding protein pno1
Cellular component (GO): nucleus
Molecular function (GO): RNA binding
Source: RefSeq, a predicted model, not a curated record